ACACUAGCGCGUGGUUCCACAACAUCGUUUCUUCAACAUCCAAAAACACUAGGUGGGGAAGAGCCUCCAUGACCUACCACCGCCGGUACCCAUCCAUAACUAUUGGACUGUUAUUGACUCACAAAUGCAACUAACUAUAACAACAAAUCGUAGCCGGUUUCCCGCCGUACACUUUGCUAUCUCCUAUCUCUCUGCCUCCUCUCAUUUUCACUCAUCCAACAUGGCCGCCGUAUCGGAGAAUGCCACCACAGAACCUCCGGUGAUCGACGACAAUGUCAAGUUCGGAUUCUUACGGAAGGAGAUGAACACCGAGAAACUCGCCGGAACCGCUAUCGCUUACGACCGUCAUGUUAUCCUUUGCUAUAAAACUCACGAGACGUGGCCUUCUCGAGUUGAAUCCUCCGACAGCCAUCCGUUCCCUAAGCUUCUCGCUGGAGCUCUUAAAGCUCGUAAGAACGACAUUCCUGUGAAGACUUUAAUGACGAUUUGCGAGGGUCGUGAAGGUACAGAGCUAUCAGAUGGAGAUGUAUUGCUUUUCCCUGAAAUGGUUAAGUAUAGGGGAUUGAAAGAACCGGAUAUUAAUAGCUUUGUGGAUGAAGUUAUUGUGAAUAGAAAACAAUGGUCUACAGGGGUUCAAGAAAAGAUGACAGGUUCACACAUAUUUGUGUGUGCUCAUAGUAGUCGAGAUAAAAGGUGUGGCUUUUGUGGGCCCAUUUUAAUCAAGAAAUUCAAAGAGGAAGCUGAAUUAAGAGGAUUGAAGAAUGUGUAUGUUAGUGCAUGUUCACAUGUUGGUGGCCAUAAGUAUGCAGGAAACUUGAUAAUUUAUAGUGUUCAAAAUAACAAAGUUUCUGGUCAUUGGUAUGGUUAUGUUAGUCCAAAUGAUGUGCCUGAAUUGCUUGAUGAUCAUAUUGGAAAAGGUCAAAUCAUUGAGAGAAUUUGGAGGGGCCAAAUGGGAGUUCCACUUCUAAAGAAAGUUUCUUCAUUGAAAGCGGUUGAACCAUCACUUCCAAAUGGAAACAAUUUAAUCAAUGAAAAGAAUAAUGAAACAAAAGAAACCAAAGAAGAGAAAGAAGAAGAAGAAGAGAACAUUAAAAAAGAGAAAGAAGAAGAAGAUAACAUUAAAAAAGAGAAAGAUUUUGGGAUUGGGGAAGGGGGAGGAGGGUGUUGUCAAGGUUUGAAUGGGUUCUCAUGCUGUAGAGAUGAAAAAGAGGAAAAAGAAUCGAAGAGUAAAAUUGAUUUGUUAUGGAAAAAAUGGGAGGAAAAUGAGAUAGUUACAGUGGCUGUUGUGGUUGGAGUUGUGGUAACUUUUGGUUUGGCCUAUAGCUUUUAUAAAAGGAUAAGAUGAGAAAUAAACUUCAAACUUCAAAAUGAGAUUAUUAUCACCAAACUUAUUAUUGGGUAUACUUUGUAUUGUUGUGUAUAAUUUUAUACGGGAUUUAAUAUAGUGACUCUUCUUUCUUGUACUCA
Messenger RNA from Lactuca sativa (garden lettuce), 1467 nucleotides. RefSeq lists its product as uncharacterized. The record is from RefSeq and is a predicted model, not a curated record. Lineage: Eukaryota; Viridiplantae; Streptophyta; Magnoliopsida; Asterales; Asteraceae.